AUGAUAUACUUGUUUACUAGUACUUACAUAUGUGAUCAUCAAUCGAAUUUACAUCCAGAUUGUUCAAUGUACAAGUUUUCAGCUUAUUUGUUUGUUUGUUUGUUUGAUUUCGAUUAUAAAUUAUAUCACUUAGACAGAAUCAGUAUUAUAAUUGAUAACAACAAAAACAGAAUGUUGUUAUUAAUCUCUACCUUAAUGUUUUUUGUAUUGAAUGAGAUUAAUAGUUUAAAGUGUGAAGAAUAUGCUAAGAUGUCCAUCUUGAAUACGGACCCACCUGACUGUCAUUUUCUUUGUGAACUUUGUACUUCAACAGUAAAUGCUACUAAAUACAUAAUGGAUAAUGAACCAUUUAUACCGAAAAUACUUAAGAAUUUUAUGCCAAUUUGUUAUAUGUUACCAAAGUUACAAUAUCGGAAAAUUUGUUAUCAUCUUGUAGACGGUGGUGCAGUUGAUAUAAUUCAUGAAUUGGUGAAUAAAAUUAAUGAAAAUAACUUUUGUUUUCAUAUUGGAUUAUGUCAUAAUACAAUUCCAUGCCCAAGCUUUCAAAAGACAAUGACCUGUUUGAAGAAUACAGUUUACGGAGAACCUAUUGAGAGUUCUGUAAAUGAUUUUGAACAAUUGGAAUGCCAAUUAAUUUGUGAAACUUGUGUUAUGAAUGUUCGUGGUAUUCGAUGGUUACUUUUGCAAAGUUAUACACGAAAGAUUGCAGCUGAACUAUUAUCUGUAAUGUGUAAUUUUCUUCCAUAUAAACAACCUCGUGCUCAAUGUAAACGUUUCUUUAAAGGACCAUUUGAUGGGAUAGUUCAUGAUUUUGUUGUAAACAUGAGCGUUUAUGAACCAUGUCAAUAUCUUGGACUUUGUGAAACAGUUCAACAAGAAUUGAUGGCAAGCCUAGAUGAUUCAUUCUAUACCAAUCUGUUGAUGAAAACACUAAGCAUAUUGAAAGAAGAUAUAGAGUCAAUUAUUACACCAGAGUUUAUUGAACAAUCAGCUACAAAACUUUGUUCUUCUGAUCAAAAGUGUAUAAAAGCUUUCGAGAAAUCUGCUGUCGGUCUCAUCAAAGUUAUUUAUAAAAAUUCAAAAGGUGAAUGGUUUUCAGACGAUUUUCAAAACUAGGUUAACCGUUUUUCACUUCAGUUAUUAUUCAUCAUUAUGUUUAAACCAUUCGGGGACAUUUCUUUGGAUAAGUAAAUAAAUAUUUAAUUCGUAAA
Molecule: messenger RNA, 1211 nt
Organism: Schistosoma haematobium
Lineage: Eukaryota; Metazoa; Platyhelminthes; Trematoda; Strigeidida; Schistosomatidae
Exons: 14
Coding region: 1-1116 (371 amino acids)
Source: RefSeq, a predicted model, not a curated record